AUGCAAACUACUACUACUACUACUACUACUACUACUACUUCUUCUUCUUCUUCUUCUUCUUCUUCUUCUUCUUCGACCCUCCUCCUUAUUCUCUUCUUCUUCUACUACUACUUAUCUCGUUCUUCUCAUUAUUUUCUUCGUCUUCUACUUCUUUACUCCACCACUUUCUUUUCUCAUCCUCUUUAUUCUCUUCUCCUCCUCCUUCUUUUCCUUCUCCUCCUCCUUCUUCUUCUUUUUCUUCUUCUUCUAAUAUUACUUACCUCGUCCUCCUCAUUCUUUUCUUCAUCUAUCACUUCUUCUUUCCUCCUCUACUUUCUUCUCUCCUCCUCUUUAUUCUCUCCUCCUUCUUUUCCUUCUCCUUCUUCUUCUUCUUCUUCUAAUACUACUUUCCUCGCCCUCCUCAUUCUUUUCUUCAUCUACCACUUCUUCUUUCCUCCUCUACUUUCUUAUCUCCUCCUUUUUAUUCUCUUCUUCCUCCUUCUCCUCCUCCUCUUUCUUCUUCUUCUUCUUCUUCUUCUUCUUCUUCUUGCCCAAUACAUUCAAAACGUGGUCGAUCACGUUUCGAAUGCUUCCUAUUUCAUGUAG
Molecule: messenger RNA, 585 nt
Organism: Acanthosepion pharaonis
Lineage: Eukaryota; Metazoa; Mollusca; Cephalopoda; Sepiida; Sepiidae
Source: the annotation of a GenBank genome assembly